This is a messenger RNA of Ostreococcus lucimarinus CCE9901, 819 nucleotides long. RefSeq lists its product with no specific name. Gene Ontology annotation, cellular component: nucleus. The transcript has a single exon. Gene Ontology annotation, biological process: base-excision repair. The record is from RefSeq and is a predicted model, not a curated record. Gene Ontology annotation, molecular function: phosphoric diester hydrolase activity; DNA binding; DNA-(apurinic or apyrimidinic site) endonuclease activity. Lineage: Eukaryota; Viridiplantae; Chlorophyta; Mamiellophyceae; Mamiellales; Bathycoccaceae. The annotation marks the transcript as partial.
CUGUCCGUCGUCUCGUGGAACGUCAACGGGCUGCGGUCGUUGCUCAAAAAGGCGCCGCGCGCGCUCGAUGAGCUCGCGCGACGCACCGACGCCGACGUGCUGGUGCUGCAAGAGACAAAACUCGGCGCGGAUGGACGCGGCGCGGUGGACGGCGAGGGAGAGGCGCCGAAGUUUUUGCGCGAGUACGGGACGCGCGAGUACGCGACGUCCACCGCGCGCAAGGGGUAUUCGGGCACGGCGAUGUUCAUCCGAGACGGCGAUUGGGCGAAGAUGAAACGCGUCGAGGCGACGCGGUUGAGCGCUGGCGGGUUUGACGACGAGGGACGCGUGCUGACGGCGGAGUUGGAUUCGUGUUUCGUCGUCAACGCGUACGUGCCGAACUCGGGCGCGGAUUUAAAGCGUUUGCCCGAGCGCGUGGAGGUUUGGGAACGCGCGAUUCGCGAGCACGUGCGCGCGUUGGAAUCGCGAGGUAAAGCGGUGAUUUAUUGCGGUGACUUGAACGUCGCGCACGAAGAAAUCGAUUUAUGGGGUAGGCACGCCGAAAACAGCAAAUCCGCGGGAUUUACGCCCGAGGAACGCGCGGCGAUGACGCGGCUGCUCGAAGAGUGCGAUUUGGUCGACACAUUUCGCGCGCAUCGACCCGACGCGCGUGCGUUUACGUAUUGGAGCUAUCGCGCCGGCGCGCGCGAAAAAAAUCGCGGUUGGCGUCUCGAUUACAUUCUCGCGAGUCGGCGCCUGGCGGACUCCAUCGUCGACGCGUACGCGCUGCCCGACGUGCUCGGCAGCGACCACUGCCCCGUCGGUCUGCGCGUCGCGCUG